This is a messenger RNA of Penicilliopsis zonata CBS 506.65, 1613 nucleotides long. RefSeq lists its product as hypothetical. The transcript is spliced from 5 exons. The coding region runs from base 175 to 1569 and encodes 464 amino acids. The record is from RefSeq and is a predicted model, not a curated record. NCBI's taxonomy places the organism in Eukaryota, Fungi, Ascomycota, Eurotiomycetes, Eurotiales, Aspergillaceae. Gene Ontology annotation, molecular function: metal ion transmembrane transporter activity. Gene Ontology annotation, cellular component: membrane. Gene Ontology annotation, biological process: metal ion transport; transmembrane transport.
UAUAGACUCGACCUAGAAUGACGAAACACAGUGCAACAAUGAAUGAAGACGGUCAAACCAAGAACAUCCAACAGGCCAGGGCCAGCAAGCAGCAAAUAGAAACCCUCGCCGUCUACGUUCGUCUCGCCCCUUCCCCCUUCCAUUUGUUUCUCGGUGACUGAAGCUUUCUUGCAGAUGCCAUACCUGUUUUGGGGGGAAGCUCCAAUGAAAACGACAGGUGAAUCGAAGCCCUCACAAUUAGGACACGACUACGAGGUCAGGUCUGGUGGUCAAAAAGUCAGCAAGGUCGUACAUGAGUCUCUGACCUUGGAUCAAUACUACUAUGCAUCUCUUGAAAAUACUCAGGAACGAGACCAGAGCCAGGUGGUAGGCCGAUAUUUCGACGCACAGCGCAAAAAGCUGGAAGAAGCGACAAAGAAAAGUUCGUCCUCGACACCCGUCAGCCCUGACAUCAUGUCAAAGAAACAGAUUCUGAUGGUGAACCAAUUGUGGAUAUGGGUUCUUUACGAUGAUACCAUCAUCACGAGCACAACGCACCAACCAGAUGAUGCCCAAAUCACUUUCCUACAACGCAUUCUCAACAAGCUUCGGGAUCAGAAUGGCAACUCAGAAUUUCUAGUCAGCGACAUUGUGGGACUCAUCAUGGACACGGCUGCAAAUUUAUUUGAUGCUCAAGAAAUCGAGAUUACGAACGCGGAGAAGGGCAAGAGGUCUCCGAUGGAGAUAUUUCGGGAAUCAAUUCAGCAGGUGCGCGACCAAGAAACAAUCCUCUUCGACACUUUCUUCAAGUCGCUUAAACGCUCUGAUGACGAAAAGAAGGGUAAAAAGCCUACCAGGGGUGAGCAGGUGUGGGACCUUUUGUACAAAUGGAGUCGAGACAACCCUUACGAGGACAUCGAAGUCGAGACAGGGCUGCUGGCAGAGAUCAAAGAUAUCCUGGACGAGCUCAACAUGCUCCGAAAUCUGGCUCAAGACCAGAUCCACGUCGGCGCUCUCUGGGAAAAAGCCACCGGAAAGCCCGAAUGGAAUCGACCGGUGACUCCCUCAGAACGAGAAGAGCAGAUCAAGGACAUGAUUGAAGAUGUUCGAAGCGUCCAGGAUUCCAUCAAUUCCCUCCUCGACCUGAAGCAGAAAGAAGCCACCAUCGUCGAGGCCAAGGCGACGCGCAGACAAAGCGACAGCGUCAUGGUGUUCACGGUGGUCACCAUUGUUUUUUUGCCUGCUUCAUUCCUGGUGAGUCUUUUCGCCUUGAAUGUGGCAGACUACCCCCACGAAGAUGGAGCUGUUACUUAUCAAGGACGGUGGAUAUUCCCGAUCAUCUUUGUUGCUUCUCUUGGUUUCUCUCUGGUCUUCGUGCCCUUUGCUUUCAACGCGAGCCUGUUGAAAGUACUGGUCAAACAGAAAGCAGAAAAGCACUGGAAUGAAAUGAAAAAGAGAGAAAAUAAUCAAACAAGAAACCAGCAGGAUCCAGCGGAUGGUGAGACGAGGAGUCUGGCUGGGCAGGAUCAACAGGACAAGGAUCCAGAACCACCUAUGAAAAUGGAUCCGAACAACGCAGAUAAUGUGUAGGGAGCCUGCUUUCUCUCUAUUUCUGUUAUAUUUAUAUAUAUGAA